GGCUGGGGGCUGGCGGGUGUCUGCAGCAUCCGCCGAGGCCUGGCCCCGGCCGCUCCGGGGACUCCGGGCCUGGCAUGGUCCAGGGGCCCAUGGGGAACUGUGCCAAGUGGCCCCGGCGCCGGGGACCUAAGGACCCCUGGCAGUGGCCCGGCUCCCCACCAGGGGGCUCCCACCACAGCCCCAGCCCCAGCCCCAAGGAGCAGAGGGGCCCUGGGCAGGGCGUCCAGGGCUACUCGGUGCUCAGCAGCUUGGUGGGGCCUGCCUGCAUCUUCCUGCGGCCCAGCAUCGCCGCCACCCAACUCGACCGGGAGCUGCGGCCCGAGGAGAUUGAAGAGCUGCAGGUGGCCUUCCAGGAGUUUGACCGGGACCGGGACGGCUACAUCGGCUACCGGGAGCUGGGCGCCUGCAUGCGGACCCUGGGCUACAUGCCCACGGAGAUGGAGCUCAUCGAGAUCUCGCAGCAAAUCAGUGGCGGGAAGGUGGACUUCGAAGACUUUGUGGAGCUGAUGGGCCCCAAGCUGCUGGCGGAGACGGCGGACAUGAUCGGCGUGCGGGAGCUGCGCGACGCCUUCCGGGAGUUCGACGCCAACGGGGACGGCUGCAUCAGCGUGGGCGAGCUCCGGGCGGCGCUCAAGGCCCUGCUGGGGGAGCGCCUGAGCCAGCGGGAGGUGGACGAGAUCCUGCAGGACAUCGACCUCAACGGGGACGGCCUGGUGGACUUCGAAGAGUUUGUGCGAAUGAUGUCUCGCUGAGCCUGUACAGAAACCGGAGGCAGCGGACAGGACUUGAGGACAACUGCAGCCUCUGCCCACCAGCAUGUUCCUUGAAGCUCACCACCUCCAGCUGGGACCCUGCUCCCCUCCUGCCCGUCCUCACCUGUGUGCCUGCCUUCACCCCCACACCGUUGCUCCGGCAAAGCCCCUGCACCUUCGCUGAUUCUCUGGCAAUAAAAUAUCUGCA
Messenger RNA from Microcebus murinus (gray mouse lemur), 960 nucleotides. NCBI's taxonomy places the organism in Eukaryota, Metazoa, Chordata, Mammalia, Primates, Cheirogaleidae. The record is from RefSeq and is a predicted model, not a curated record.